AUGCUUGUCGUGGACGAGGCGGACCUCGUGUUCCACUCGCCUGAGAUGCGCGGCGCGGUGACAGAUUUUGUCGCGGCCUACGCUAAAACGGAGGCGCCGCCAGCGAAGCGACGAAAGGCCACCGCCGGUGCGUCGCCCUCCCGCGUUGCGAUGGACGUGGCAUUCGUUGGGGCGACCGUCUCUACAUCUCGGGAGCUGCAGCAGUACGCGGGGACAAUUGGCGCGACACUGGGGUCGGAGAUGCACUCCGUGGUGAUGAACAGCACCGAGGAAUUUGUCACACAACUUCAGAAUCGAUAUGCUGUGUGCGAGGCGCACGAAUUCUUACCACUCUUUAUACAGCUCAUGAACAGGCAUGCUUCCAAGAAGAACUUUAUCUUCUUCAACAGCUCCACGACACUGCGAUUUGUGGAGAAGCUUUUUGCCCGCCUACGUGAGAGCGAGCGCCCGCUGUUGUACAUUAGGCACAUCUUUGUCAUGUACGAAGGGAUGAGCGAGGGGGCGCGGCUGGAGCAGUACAACGCGUUCCUUAACCACCGCACAGAUGUGCAGAACUCCGACGACAAGAAGAAGAAGAAAGCCGCAGCGCCACCCUCCGGGGCGGGGAAAAAGAAUCAGGUGUACACUAGCGGGUGGAAGCGCGAUGGACGGCAGCCCGACGGCAAAGGUGCCAUUCUGCUCUGCACGGACAUGGCCGCGUUCGGCCUCGACGUGCGCGACGUGGACUACGUCUACCACUUCGAGCCCCCCACAACGGUCCAGUCGUAUGUGCAUCGCAUCGGCCGUGUUGGCCGGAUGGGAAUGCGUGGCAGCAGCAUCCUUGUCUUGCCGUGCUUCAGCAAGGGGAGCUCGCUGACGACCGCCCGGGAACGCAAGACCACCAGUGAGCGCUUCAACACGCUCGCCAACACAAAGGGGUCCACCGCAGACCUGCAGUCUGUGCCUGUGACGGAGCAGGACCUCAGCGAGGCGCGCCGCCAAUAUCUACAGGAGUUGGGCGGCCGCAGCGAGCUGCAGUCGUACUCGGUGCCCCCCUUUGCCCCAAUUACAUCAACCGUUCGCAACGUCAUUGUGGAGAACAAGAAACUCAAGACGUUGGCGCAGUCCGCCGCUAUGUCGAUGUGCGCCGUCCCACGCGAUGCGGAAACUGCGGCUUCGUGGUUUGACCCCAAGUUGGCACUCCACGCCCUCCUCCUCGACUAA
Molecule: messenger RNA, 1203 nt
Organism: Trypanosoma grayi
Lineage: Eukaryota; Euglenozoa; Kinetoplastea; Trypanosomatida; Trypanosomatidae
Product: putative helicase
Exons: 1
Coding region: 1-1203 (400 amino acids)
Cellular component (GO): nucleolus
Source: RefSeq, a predicted model, not a curated record